Monopterus albus (swamp eel) is the source of this 9482-nucleotide messenger RNA. Its product is annotated as helicase with zinc finger domain 2. The transcript is spliced from 20 exons. Bases 158 to 8869 code for a protein of 2903 amino acids. NCBI's taxonomy places the organism in Eukaryota, Metazoa, Chordata, Actinopteri, Synbranchiformes, Synbranchidae. Gene Ontology annotation, molecular function: RNA nuclease activity; 5'-3' DNA helicase activity; metal ion binding. The record is from RefSeq and is a predicted model, not a curated record.
GGUUAUCACGAGAGAGUGCACAUAAAAGCCCGAGAAAGUGGAGAAGCUCCAGCCGUGCUCCAGUUCAGGGAACGGACAUAUUUAUCUUCAUUCCGAAAUCACAAAGUGACACAUCGAAGUUCUCAGUCGCUGUAUUCAGCGUUAUGCGUGCAUCACAAUGUCAGACAGUGUGUCCAACUUGGAUCUUCUUUCAUCAACACAUGACUUCAAACUUGUAUGCACUCAGUGCUCUGUGAAGGAGAAAGAAAUUACGUAUACAUUAAAACCAGUCUACCACCAGUGUGCAUGCAAUGUCCUGCUCUGCAAAGCCAAAGGUGGCAGCAUAUGGAGGCCUAUUUCAAAGCGGCCCACAUUUCCAAACCCGAGUCAGUAUGAGACAUGUUGGUACUUUAAGGAGGACUCUGGCUGUUCAUACCACGGGAACAGGUGCACCUUUGCCAGAAGUGAUGAAGAAGCUGCUGUGUGGAACUUUGUGAAGCAGCACAGAUUAGACCACACACUCCUCUGUAAUCUUAUAGCUCAAUCUGUGACAGGAUUAGAUCAGCCUAAGAGUGGUGAACCUCUUGGUGGCCUCUUAGCUACACUAGAUUUGAAGGCUGUGUGUGAUUUGUGCUCCACCAAGAACAAGGAAAUAACAUACACAGUUCAGUCUUUCAGUCACAAGUGCAGCAGAAAUCAUCUUUUAGCCAAAGCCAAAGCCUCUGACCAAUGGAGACCUGUCUCUGAGCAGCCUGUAUGUAGAAACUUUGGUAAAAAUGUCAUUUACCAAGUGUGUCAAUAUUUUGUUGAGGGCUCUGGAUGUACACAACAUGGGCAGCAAUGCACUUUUGCCAGAAGCUAUGAAGAGGCCACUGUAUGGAACUAUAUUAGACACAACAAAAUAGGGAGAGACAAGCUAAUCAGACUUGUAACAGAGUCUGAGCCCAUUUCAUUAACAGCUGAAAGUGUAGCUGAAAGCAUACUUCAACAGUUUUCAGGUGAAUUCACUGAGUUUUGUAAAGCUUGCUUUCAUGACCGCCCACUUAAACUAACAACUAAAAGGUGGAAUGCCACCUGCUCAGCAGAUGCAGCACACACAUGGGACCCAGUCUUAGUUUAUCAUUUAUCAGACAAUAGUAGAAAGCACAUCUAUAAUGAGGUGCGCCCUCUUCCCCAAAACUGUCAGUUUAAGUACUGCAGUCAUGUCAGGCAAGGCAAGCCCUGCUGGCAUGAGGCAGGCCACUGCCAGUCAGCCCAGAGCGAGGUGGAAAUGGCCGUGUGGAAAGCAGAGCACAAUGGACUCUCCGUAAGGCCUCAUCUCCUUCGGCUGCGUCAGCAGAAGCAGACAGAGCCCAGACAGGUCACCAUGUACUGCAAGGUUUGCCUUCUGGUCCUGUCCUCCCCAGAAAGUUUCUAUAAGCACUGCUCCUCUUUAGAGCAUGCCCAAUUACUGUCUGAGGACACCACCACCAAGUGGAGAGGACGACAGCCUCCACACAACUGCAGAGCUCAGUUUUGGCUGUGUGAAAGACCACAAACAUGUGAGUAUGGCAACAAGUGCCCAAAAGCUCAUUCUGUGGAAGAACUGCAGGAGUGGAUGAUGCGUGCUGCAGAAGAGAAGAAGAUCAGACAUAACAUUGAAGCCCAGGGUCUCAUGUCCUAUAAUGAAAGGCUCUUGGAGGAAUACAGAAACAGUAGUAAUGAAGUGCACACUAUAUCUGAACAGGUUGAUGACGUCUGCAUUUCAUGUGAUCAAGAUUUAACUGUGGCGUGUCAAAAGAGCGAUGCAACACUCAAAUGGAACUUCCAUGUUGAAACAGAGAGACAGCUUGUGCACGUGGCACUGCUUAAACAAGAACCAGGAGCCUCCUUCACCCUUGAUGAUACAAGUACAGCACCUUCAAUCUACACCUCAGGUGAACACUUUGCUACUGAUGACUUAACCUAUGACAUCACUGUGCAUUUCACAUCCAUCAACCCAGGCCAAUAUGAACAGUGGUUAGUGCUAGAUUUUGACAUGAGACCAGUGCUCUUGAAGAGACUCAGAGUAAGAGUAGGCCAGGUGUCACUGGAUGACCCCGAACAACCGACUGUGAACCAUGGAGCCACCUUUCAAAAUGCUGAGCGCUGGCAUCGAGGGAACAGAGUUAUCAUCCCAUGUUCAUCCAGGACAGAAGAACGGGAGGAGCUGUUUAAGAUGUACAAGCCUCCUCAGAUUAGUUUUCUAUAUAAAUCCUCCCACAACAGCCAAACACCUCUGAAUCAUGAUAACUACAAAGAGAGAAUGCACCAUUUCCUGUACAACGAGGAACAGGCAGAGGACAAGAUAGUUUCAAGACUAAAUGUUUGUGGAGAAAUUACAACACUGGACACGCUGAACAGUACACAGUUUGACACGAUGACAGCACGUCAGGGGGAACUCUUCUGUGCUGUCUCAAUUCCUUGUAACCUGACACCUGACACCCCAGAGGGACUGGUACUAAAACAUAUCCAGUCUGCACUGAUAGCCCCUUUAUCCUCAAGUGGUCAAAACUCCAAGGUCUAUGAAGCCAUCAUUCUCCAAGACAAAACAAGUGAGAAGAAAAUGUAUUUGCAGCUGUCUAAACAAUGCUGCUCUGAUCUUGUACUCAAAAGCAAUGAAUCAUAUCAGAUGGAGGUGCAGUUUCAGUUAAACCGCUACAGCUUCUGUAACAUGCAUAAGGCUGUAGACGUCCUUCCUAACACAAACAGAGUGCUACCAGACCUUAAAAACCAUGGAGUUCCUGUGAAUAACGUCCAGCAUGAGAACCUGAAUGCAAAGCAGCAGUCAGCAAUCGACUUUAUAACUGGGAAUUCCAGUGUCCAAACAUCUGUUGCACCACUCCUCAUUUAUGGACCAUUUGGAACUGGGAAAACAUUCACCCUUGCUACAGCAGCCAGAGAGCUUUGUAAGCAGCCUCACAACAAAGUGCUUAUUUGCACCUACACCAAUAGUUCUGCAGAUUUGUACGUCAGAGAUCACUUCCAUCCAUUCAUCAACAAAACCUAUGAAAUUAUGCCAAUUCGAAUAAAAGCAAACAAACAAGGGAGUGCUUUGUCUGCUACAGAUGAGAUUACUUUGAAGUACUGUUUUCUUUCAGAAGAUAGAAAAUAUUUUCUGCCACCUACAAAAUCUGCCCUAGAUCAGCACAGAAUAGUCAUAACCACUACAACAAUGGCAAGACAUUUUCAUGACUUGAAGCUCCCCGAGGGAUACUUCACCCAUAUUCUAAUUGAUGAAGCCUCUCAGAUGCUAGAAUGUGAAGCUUUGAUGGCCCUUGGUCUUGCUGGACCAAACACCAGAGUUGUUUUGGCUGGGGAUCACAUGCAAAUGGGACCCAAGCUUUUCUCAGUGGAUGAUCAUCACCGUUCAAAUCACACACUGCUUAAUCGCUUGUUUCACUACUACCAAGGCGAAAUGUGUGAUGCUGCCCAGAAGAGUAGGAUCAUUUUCAGUGAAAACUACCGCUCAACAAAAGAAAUUGUGGAAUUUGUAUCCACCCAUUUCUAUGUUGGUAAGAAUGAUAUUAUUAAAGCUACUGGAAAUAUUCCAGCUCCUGCAAAUGGCCAUGCUCUGACGUUUCACCAUGUUAGGGGAGAGUGUCUUUUGGACACUAUGUCUAUGUCCUGGUAUAACAAAGAGGAGGUUGUCAAAGUGACUGAAGCAGUGGAAGAAAUUCUCAAACACUGGCCAUCAACGUGGGGUCACAAGGACCAAAGCUCAAUCUGCGUCUUAUCAGAGGGAUUUCAGCUUCGGAAAAUUAGGGCAGCACUUUCAAGAAGAAGUCUGGCUAAAGUCCAUGUUGAGAAUCUUGCAAAUGUUCAAGGAAAACAGUUCAGGGCAGUGGUAAUCACCACUGUACAAACACGUGACAGCCUGAAAACUUCUCACCUGGCUGGUCUGGAGUUGUUCAAUGAUGGCCGUGUGUUAAACACUGCAAUGACCAGGGCUCAGUCACAGGUGGUUGUGGUUGGAGAUGGUGCUGCCCUCUGUUGCUUUGGGAAGAGCUUGAGAAUCUGGAAGAGCUUCAUAGAACACUGCAUCAGCAACAACAGUACUGUACCACAACAUUUCACCAGAGAUUUUUUUGAAAAGGAUCUCAUGGAAACUGCAAAAUUUCAAAAGGCUGAACAUGUGGAGGAGAGCAACACUCUCAAUGACACAAUUCUUCAAGAGUUGAAAGAUGAAUAUGAACAGCUGAAAACAGAAUAUGUUUCUGAGGAAGACAGCCUGGAAUUUGAAGACUCAGAUCACCACCAGUCUAGAUCAUUAUACAGAGUCACUGACACAGACCUUUCAGAGUUAUGUAAAAAACAACCAGAGCUGUACAAGCAAGGAAAGUUGAUCAGAGAGUCCUACAGCAGAGGUUAUGUCUUACCAUUUCAUGACCCCAGCAGAUGUAUAAGCAUCAAGGGAAGGGCAAACCUAGGUAACACUUUCACUGGAGAUGAAGUUGUCUUAAAAACUGCAAGGGUGGUCAGCAUCACUAAGAAAGCUGAAUCAGCCCGUUUGCUUGUGUGCCUGCUUGAGGAUGAGGAUUACAGCAAACCAAGACCUUCUGAAGACAAAUUUAUCAAAAGGAUGAUGAUACCCAUUACAAAAUCUGAGCCUAAAGUACGCAUACUGAUCAGCAAGAGGAAACGUAACUUCCUUCCAAUAUGGGAGAAAAUUCAUGGACAAUGGAUGAUUGCAGCAUAUGAACGUCUUGAUGAAAAGCUCAAACAAAAUAAUGUAUUUAUGGUACAAGUGAUUGGAUGGAGAGAUGACUGUGCUUUUCCACUGGGGUACGUUGUAGAAAUUCUUCCAGUUGGAAGAUGUUUGGAUGAUGGGCUAAGGAUCCUGAAUGAAGAAUUUAAACUUGCACCCAAUACAUGUAAAUUAGAUGAGGGUUUUUCAUGGGCAGAUGAAGAUAGGGCACACCGAAAGGACAUGCGUAAGGUAAUCACUUUCACUGUUGAUCCAGUAGGAGCUAAAGACCUAGAUGAUGCCAUCAGUAUCAAGGAAACUGGAAAGCAAUAUGAGCUGGGAGUCCAUGUUGCAGAUGUUGCAAGCUUUGUGAGUCCAUGUAGUAAAUUAGAUGAGGAUGCAAAACAGCAAGGGGCUACAUAUCACUGCAGUAGGGGAAAACACAAUUACAUGUUCCACCAAGACCUGAGCACUGGACACUUCAGUUUACUGUCAGGUCAAGAUCGCAGAGUGGUUUCAUUAAUGUUCCAAGUAAACAAGCACACAAAUGAGAUCAUUGGAGAGCCCACAUUCCAGCUGUCAGUGAUCAAUUCUAAUGAGCAGUUGUCUUAUGAAGAGGCAGAGGACAUGAUCUCCAAAAGAUAUGGAAAGAUGCCUAAAUUUGACACAAUAGAAGACUGUGUCACAGUGGCUUAUUGUUUUGCAAAAAAUCAAAGGAAGAUUAGACUUCAGAAGGAUUGGGCUUAUUCUCAACCUGAUGCUGAGAGAUUGCCUGGAAAGCGCAAAGCCCAUUUGAUGAUUGAAGAGCUGGGUGUGCUCUUCAACAAAAUUGCAUCUGAGACUUUGACUGGUUCAGAAAACACAAGGGAUUACACACCCCUUCGCUGUCAGGCAAACCCAGAUCCGGAAAAGGUAGAAGAACUGAAGGAGAAAUGUGGAGAAUUAAUACCACUGUCUUUUCAUGUGCGGCACAAAGUCAACCAUGACAAUCAAGUCCCUAACUGUGAAAAGUUUCGCAUACUCACAGAAGUCUGGAAAGACAUCCAGUCAGCUGCCAGAACAAAUAAUAAUGACAAAAUGGUGGAUCUGGUUGCUGCAGAUGACAUCCACCCUCUGCUCAAGCCAGUUGUUGAUCAGUUCAGAAGGUGCUCUAGUAAAGCUUAUGUCAUCCGUUCUAAGUCCUCCCCAAAAGCAGAUAUUGGGCAUUAUUCCCUGAAUGUAAAGUCCUACACACAAGCAUCUUCACCAAUACGGCGGUACAUGGACAUUGUCUUACAGAGACUUUUGCACUCUGUCAUAUGUAACCGACCUGUCCAAUACACUGUGACAGAAAUCACACAUUUGUGCAAUCAAUUUGACAAGAACCUCAAGGAUGCCAAGGAGUAUGAACAAAAGGCUGAACAAAUCUCUUACGCUGUGAGCAUGAAAAAACAAAGUGCUUCAAAGCUAGCCUUUGUGGUGAGUGUAGAUCUCAAAGAAGAGGGCUUUGCAGUGUCAUUUCCUUUUAACAAUAACAUAUUUGCAAAGAGUUUACCAAUUAUGUACAAAGAUUUACAACUGGACGAACAACCAUAUUAUGAUGAAACAAAUCAUUGCAUCAUUCUUCAAUGGAAACAGCGAAUCUAUGCAGCUGACACCAUGGAGAUUCACCAAGAGUUGAAAAUGCAGCCAGACUGUGGUCCCUGUGUUGAGCUUCCAUUGGAAACAUGGAAAGCCACUGUUAAAGCGAUUGAUGAAGAAAAUUGGGAUCAUGCUAAAAGUCUCAUAUUAAGCACUAACACAAAACACCUGGAAAAACACAAUAUUGUGCCACUCUCAUCUGAGGUACCUCAUUUAAAGAUGAACACAUGUACCUCUGAAAGACAAAACGUACCUGAGAUACAAAGGGAGCAUGAGGUUGACAUCAACCUCCAGUUGCAGGCAGGUGACACCCUUCAGAUCCAAAUGACAUCAGAGGUAAAACGAGGUUAUCACAUGCCUGCUGUUCAGUUGGUGCACAUUAAGCCAAAAUUUGAGAUUUGUGUGGACCAUGUCCACAAUCCUAUCACAUGCUUCUCCAGAUCUGCAGAUGAUCCAACAAGGAUACAUUAUAGUGACACCGAGGAGUAUAUACGGAUCUGGAAACCAUUGUGUGAGAUGGAAUCUGCUGCCACUGCAGUGGAUGAAAGUGAUAGUAUAGUCAUUGAAAACCUGGCGGUAAAUUUCAGUGAAGAGGGGGAAGACACACUAACAGGAAGCUUCUUCUUACCUCAGGAAUGGAUCAAUGAAUGGGCCAUUGAAUGUAAUCUUUCUAAAUGCCUACUCUGCAUACGGAAAAGAGGUCUGAAGUUGACUUCAACUCUGGAACAUUCUGCUCUAGGGGACUCAAAAGAGUUCACAUGGGUUGCCCAUGGUGUGACAAGCAAAACAGAAGAACAUACAAACUCUGACAAUAAAGGAAGUAAAGUGGAGUUCUAUGUCAAUCAUCUGCCAAUGGAAAACAUUCCUAAUUGCAUCUUUCAGAAAAACACAGGUUUCACUGUUGAAAUAAUCCCAAAGCUCCUGCCUGACAUUCGGAAAGAAAAUGCUGUGCUUAAAAUUACAACCGCAUGUGACCUUGUCAAGACUAUAGCACUUGGAAAACGUAUUCCAAGAGAGGUAACAACAAGGUGGUACACAAUAAGAAAAGAGAUACCAAAUGGACUGCCAAACCUCAAUCCGAGUCAGCAUCUUGCAGUGGCUCAAGCUGUAAAUAAUACCUUCACACUCAUACAGGGACCACCUGGAACUGGAAAGACAGUAGUGGGUGUGUACCUGGUGUACUGUUUCUUAGAUCUCAACUCUAUGAAUCCAAGGAAAUUUGACGAUCCCGAGGAUGUGAGCAAGAAACAAGUUAUUCUCUACUGUGGUCCAUCCAACAAGUCUGUUGAUGUUGUUGCAGAGUACCUGUUGAGGUUUGGGGAUAGUCUAAAGCCCUUGAGAGUCUACAGCCAACAAGUGGAGAUGCUUGAUUACCCUUAUCCAGGCUGCACCCUUCAGUUUUCUCGGAGAACACUCCGCCAAGAUCGUUCCAAACCAGAACUCAAGAGCAUCACUUUGCAUCACAGAAUGCGACAGGACCAAAAUCCUUAUUCACGUCAAAUAAGGGAGUUUGACCGACGUAUUCAACUUGCCCUUGAGGAGGAGGGAGAUGAGCUAACUGCUGGUGAGGUGAUAGAAAACAAGAAACUCCUCAUAAAAGCACGGGUGUAUGAGCUUGAACGGCAUGACAUUAUACUGUGCACAUGUACACAGUCUUCUACCCCGAGCUUGAGAAAGACAGUCAGCGCACGUCAGAUCCUCAUUGAUGAAUGUGCAAUGGCCACUGAACCUCAGGCCCUGAUUCCACUGGCCUGCAACAAACCAGAAAAGAUUAUUUUGAUUGGUGACCAUAAACAAUUAAGACCAAUUGUGAAGAAUGUGCAUGUGAGGAGGAUGGGGAUGGCCAAGUCUCUGUUUGAGCGCUACUACACAAUGCAUGAGAAGAAGGCAGUGAUGCUGGACACGCAGUACAGAAUGCAUAAGGAUAUAUGCGAGUUCCCAUCAAAUGAAUAUUAUGAGGGAAAGCUGAAAACUGGGGUGGAGCAGCCAAGCAGUGUUCUACGUGUGGAUAAAAGGACAAUGCCAGUUGUUUUUGGGGACGUCAAAGGAACGACCAUCAGUCUGGUUGUCAGCACAGCAAAAGGGAACGAGAACUCGAAAGCAAACCAGGAAGAGAGAAACAAAGUGGUUGACAUUGCUGAAAUGCUGGUGAAGACUGCCAAAAUCAAAGAGCAAAGUAUUGUGAUUUUGUCACCCUAUAAUGCCCAAGUAUCAGAAAUAAGAGAGGAGCUGAAGAAGAAGAAAAUGGAUGAAAUCACUGUUACCACAAUCACUAAAAGCCAAGGAAGUGAAUGGCGUUACGUCAUCAUUUCUACUGUGUGCUCUCUGCCAAGUGACGAGAUUGAGAGUGAACCAGACCGAGCCUGGCUGUCCAAACAUCUAGGCUUUGUGGGUGAUCCCAACCAGAUUAAUGUGGCCAUCACCAGGGCCAAAGAGGGACUGUGCAUCAUUGGGAACAGAGAGUUGCUCCACUGCAGUACAGCUUGGAGAAAGCUCCUGAACCACUACAAGCUUCACAGAGCGGUGGCAGAUGCCAACAAGAUUUCAGUGUGCUCUGCCAGAUAGCCGAUCUCCUCUAUUCCUUUUUGGAGACUUAAUUUCUAUGAGCAGUUCAGAGCCCCUACACUUAUGCAACAGCAUGACUCAAGGGUGUGUAUAUGUUUUUAGUUUUCAUGUAAUUUCAGAGUAACUUUUUCUAUAUAUCCUUUUUGCAGGUUUAUAGUAGCAGGGGUUUUUGAUAUUGUAUUUGUCAUUUUUGAUGUGCCCUGAUGUAUAUGCAUCUUUAACAUGUACACAUUUGUAAAAAGCAAAUUCUAUAUCAACUGUAUCAAGAGUUUUAUUUUUAGAUAUGCUAUUGUAAUAUCUAAACUUUCAGGUUCAUAGAUAGUUUUUUUUGUUUUGGUUUGGUUUUGCAUUUUCAUUAUUGUUGCUAAUUUUAAAUAUCACAUUUAAGAGACGUUGUAGGUUGCAAUGAAAACUUUAUCACACUGUGCUACUCUUAACUAUGGACAAAAACAGAGUAGAGCUCUUGUUGUUUUAGGUGUAGCUGACAUGGGGAGAAUUACCACUGUGUAAAACAGCCUCCACUGAGGCACUGUUCCUCUUUACAGAUGAAUCAAUGUGCAUUUGUUUUUACUGCAGGACAGGACCUGACCCUUAAACCACUUUAUCAUUCUCA